Molecule: messenger RNA, 1932 nt
Organism: Triticum turgidum subsp. durum (durum wheat)
Lineage: Eukaryota; Viridiplantae; Streptophyta; Magnoliopsida; Poales; Poaceae
Source: the annotation of a GenBank genome assembly
AUGUUGAAUCAAACUAGGUGUGAAACUGAUUUGGGAUGCAAUUCCUGGUUGGUUAAACUCUUUUCAGCCAAACAAACAGUGGAUCUGGAAUUCCAGGCCAGUUCGGCAGCAAUGGAUAAAACACACAAGGAGGAGGCAGUGAAAACCACAUGUCAUGAAGAUACUACCAGUACUGAUGGAUCAAGCAUGGAUGAAUACGAUCCAUGGAAUCCUCCGUAUCCUCCUCCAUGCCCUCCUGCUGUUGAAUAUAGCUUAAGUGAAUCUAUCCGUUUAGUAGCUAAGUGGUCACGUGAGAAAGAAGCUGCACUUGGUGCCCUCAGAGCAUCCAGUAUAAUCUUCCCAGAACGCAUCCCUAAGGAGGUGAAUCAUCUCUUCCAUGAUAAAGUGCACCAUUUGGCACCCAUCCUGGAUAAGGAUAGUGUCCGGCGCUUUCUCAGCUAUAUGGAGAGGAAUGGGCAGGGCAUGCGAUGGGGUUCGAUCAUCACCCCAGAGGCUUUGAACCAUAUGAUUUCACAAAAUGCGGUGAAAUGUGUCAAAAUUGUCUUGGAGGGCCAGGCACCUGAGCUUGAUGGGUGCCGAGCCGGUCCCAACUGCAUGAACCAGUAUGGGUACUAUCCCCUCCACCGAGCUGCUGAAUUUUUUUCGGUUGACAUGAUUCAGUUGCUCGUCCGCCACGGCGCGUCCGCCAAUCUACUCACAGCCGGUGCUGAGGUCAUCGAGGGCCUUCUCCCACUCCAUGUUGCAGUUGAGAACACGUGUAUGCAUAAGUAUCUGGAAGACAGUCUGUUUCCUAACCACGAGCAUCGGGAUUACAGUGAGGCAGAUGCCAACUUUAUCUUCAAGCUCAUCCAUCUUCUGUGCCUACCUGAAAUGAAGAUCUUCUUGGAUACGACUCGGCUGAUUGCAAAAUACACAGAUAAUCUAUUGGAUGAGCUGUGGAAUUACAUAAAAGAGGGAAAGCUUGCCGAGACAGCCGUUUUGCUCAUGGCAGCUCAAGAGCAGAUACGCAUGGGAACUUCUCGCAAGAGAAAUGGAGAUAGUAAGCCAGAUGGGCUUGCUAUUAUCUGUGACCGUAUUUGGAACAACAAUAUUGCUUUGCAGUCUGAGAAGGGUCAGCAAGUGGAGGCAAGGAUAAAGCUUAAUAAUAUGGCAUUGAUGCUUGUUCAUGUAAUUUCCAAAGCUGGUGAAGGUCUUGAUUCAUACAUUCAGAAGCAUCUAGAGGUGCCGUAUUUCAUGCAGGUGCCCCAUUUGGAGGUCAUUGAACGUGUCUCGUCGAUUCUCAAGGAUAAUGGUUUUUGUCCUACUAGUGAAUGGACAGAAAUUGGAAACCUCUGCCCCUAUGAGGAUGUGUUGUCCAGUGAGGAUGUACCUAACAAAUCUGGGGAAAGUGACACAAACAGGGAAGCUCUAGAAAUGGAUUAUCUACAGACAGUAGUGAAUAAGGCCACAAGAAAGAGAAAACCAAGACGAUGGGAGCUCAAACUCGCCAGGAGAAGCUUCUUCCCAUGGUGGAGAUCAGUGUUAUCUGCCCGGUCUAAAGUCAAGAUCAUCCCCCACAAAUGGGCACGUCCUUCUGAAUGCUUGGAUCUCGAGAUGGCUUGGAAGAAACCUACUCAAGGCUUGGAUGGUGAGACAGCUUCGAAGAAGGAAACCGUCGAGGAUGGGUCUGCUGCUGCAGGUCAUGGCGUGAUGGGCCGAUUUCCCAUGGUGGUAUAUAGUAGCAAGCCCGGUGAGCUGUUUACUACAAUACCGCUCGCUGAUAUACCCAAAUACAUGAAGCAACAACAGAGAAGGCAAUCCAGAAGGCUGUUUAGUACAGCGGUUAAUUAUCAGCCCAGGAUGGUGAUUGGUACAGGAGUGAAUCCUCAACCCGGAAGAAGGCUGUUUGGUACAGCGGCAUUGAUGCUGCUCAAAGUGUUGAAGAAGGCAUGA